This is a messenger RNA of Naumovozyma dairenensis CBS 421, 1245 nucleotides long. It is a transcript of the gene PRI1, whose product is annotated as DNA primase subunit PRI1. Bases 1 to 1245 code for a protein of 414 amino acids. Gene Ontology annotation, cellular component: alpha DNA polymerase:primase complex. The record is from RefSeq and is a predicted model, not a curated record. Lineage: Eukaryota; Fungi; Ascomycota; Saccharomycetes; Saccharomycetales; Saccharomycetaceae. The transcript has a single exon. Gene Ontology annotation, biological process: DNA replication, synthesis of primer.
AUGGAUGACAACAAGUCAGUUACGCCCACUGUUCAAACUACAGGUCCUAGCUCAUCUGAUAUGGAGUACUACUAUACCCAUCUAUACCCAUUCAAACUUAUAUUUAAUUGGUUAAACCAUUCUUUAACACCUAAUAGAGAUAUUGUUAAUAGAGAAUUUGCAAUGGCUUUUAGAUCGGGUGCGUAUAAGAGAUAUAAUUCCUUUAGUACUAUCCAGGAAUUCAAAAAUCAGAUUGAAAAGGGUAAUCCAGAUAGAUUUGAAAUUGGUGCUAUCUACAAUAGACCUCCUAAGGAGCGUGAUUCAUUAUUGAAAAGUGAAAUGCAGCCUUUAGAGAAAGAGCUUAUUUUUGAUAUUGAUAUGGAUGAUUACGACACCUUCAGAACAUGUUGUUCAGGUGCGCAAGUCUGUGAAAAAUGUUGGAAAUUCAUCUCAUUAGCUAUGAGUGUGAUCAACACCUCCUUGAUGGAAGAUUUCGGGUAUGAGGAUUUCAUCUGGGUGUUUUCAGGGAGGCGUGGUGCCCAUUGUUGGGUCAGCGAUAAGCGGGCUAGAAUUCUCAAUGAUCUUCAAAGAAGAAAUGUUUUAGAAUAUUUAAAUGUUGUAAGAGAUAGGACUGCAAGUAAAAGGCUGGCGCUCAAGAGACCUUAUCAUCCCCAUCUAUCUCGAUCUUUGGACCAAUUAAAACCCUACUUCGUUGAUAUAAUUCUGAAAGAACAAAACCCAUGGCAAAAUGAUGAGCAUGCACUAGACACACUUCUACCAGGCUUAUAUGAUAAACAACUUAUUGAAAACUUAAAGAGAUACUGGAAAGAAAAUCCCAAUAGGUCUAGCACAGAAAAAUGGAAUGAUAUUGAUAUUAUUGCAUCUAAAGAUUUGAAAGCUUCAAAAAAACAAGAUGUAAUCAAUAGACUACGUGAAUGUAAGGAGGACCUUGUCAUAGCCGCCUUGUAUCCAAAGUUAGAUGUAGAAGUCACUAAACAAACAAUUCAUUUGCUGAAGGCGCCAUUCUGCAUCCAUCCCGCUACAGGAAACGUAUGUGUGCCAAUCGAUGAUACUUUUACACCGGAAUGUGCACCGAAACUAAUUGAUUUACAAAAUGAAAUUGAAAAAGAUCACAACAGUGAAAAAACCACUUUGCAGCCCUUUAUUGAAAAAUUUCAAAUUUUUGUAAAUUCAGUAAUAAAUCAUGAAGUCGAAAACGUAAAGAGAGGGCAUGAUUCCCUAGAAAAUGAAAACCGAGAAUCAUAA